Cherax quadricarinatus is the source of this 15266-nucleotide messenger RNA. Its product is annotated as zinc finger protein 271-like. The record is from RefSeq and is a predicted model, not a curated record. Lineage: Eukaryota; Metazoa; Arthropoda; Malacostraca; Decapoda; Parastacidae.
GGAAGUCGGGCACAAUACGGGUUAAGUCGUCAGUGGCCCUGAUAACCCCAACAAAGGAAGUUCACUCUUGCCAGCCAGCACUUGUUGCACUGUUUUUCAUCUUCAACAGAGAUGCAGUCUUUUUCAACCUGGAGAGAGUGACACAACGUGGAGGCUUUAUGUUCUAUGCUGCUUCUAGACUUUUGAACUUCAGGGCUGCCAGUUGUGGUUUCUUCAACAAUUUUUGUCUGACAGACCCAUCUGCUCGGGGAAGUUAGCCAGUGUUUAUUUUACACUCUAUUUUUAAAUUAAAUUUUUUUUAUUUGUAAAAUUAGUCAAAUUACAUUCUUAUAAUUGAAUGAUUAAUUUCUUAUGCUCAGUCAAUAGAGCAGUGGUUUCUUAUGCUCAAUCAAUAGAGCAGUAGGUAUACUAGUGGCUAGGAAUUGGGUCAACUUAAGCAUUGGAAUAUCUUAACCCUUAAAUGGUCCAAACGUAUAUAUACGUUUUUUCAACAUCUGAAAGUAUGUAAAAAAAUGUAGAUUUUUUUUUUGUUUUACAUUUGAAAAUGUGUAAAAAAAACUUUUAUCUACAUUUUUUUUGUUACAUUUGAAAAUAUGUAAACAAAAGUAGAUCUACUUUUGUAGCACUACGAAUUUGAACGCCAAUUUGUUUGGACCGUUUAAGGGUUAAAUUAGGAUGUAAAGUGGGCAAAAUUGCUGAUGCAUAUAAUUUUGAAUGAAUAAUUACUUAAGUUUUUAAUCAAAUGUUGACUUUGUGAUGUCAUAACUUCAGAAAAAGGUUAUUUACCAUUUGAAAAAAUUACGAUGCAGCACUUUUAAUUUUGGGAAUCACAGUAGUGAAAGUGUUAAGUGCCUAAAUGACUUUCCAGACAAAAAAUGAAAUGGAAGACAUGAGAGUUCCUUCAAGGAGACAAACAUAUCAGUGUUCAGAAUGUCUAAAAGACUUUACACAUAAAUCAUCCUUAAUACGGCAUAUGAAAGUUCAUACAGGAGAAAAACCAUAUCGAUGUUCUGACUGUCUAAAAAAAUUUUCAUAUAAAUCAAGUCUUAUACAACACAUGAGAGUUCAUUCACAAGAAAGACCGUAUCACUGUUCUGAUUGUUUAAAAGACUUUUCGUAUAGAUCAGCCCUAAUACAACACAAGUUAGUUCAUUCACAGGAAAAACCACAUAAGUGUUCUGAAUGUUUAAAAGACUUUAAACGGAGAUCACAUCUGAUAGAACACAUGAGUGUUCAUUCACAAGAAAAACCGUAUCAGUGUUUUGAAUGUUUAAAAGAUUUUUCAUUGAGAUCACAUCUAAUGCAACACAUGAGAGUUCAUUCACAAAAAAAACCAUAUCAGUGUUCUGAAUGUCUAAAAGACUUUAAACAUCGAUCAUCCCUAAUAGAACACACGAGAAUUCAUACACAAGAAAAACCAUAUCAGUGUUCUGAAUGUUUAAAAGACUUUUCACGAAGAGGAACCCUGAUACAACACAUGAGAACUCACACACAAGAAAAACCGUAUCAGUGCUCUGAAUGUCUAAAAGACUUUUCAGUGAGAUUAUAUCUAACACGACACAUGAGAGUUCAUUCUCGAGAAAAAUCAUUUCAAUGUUCUGAAUGUCUAAAAGAGUUUUCAGGGAGAUCAACCCUAAUGAAACACAUGAGAGUUCAUACACAAGAAAAACCGUAUCAGUGUUCUGAAUGUCUAAAAGACUUUUCAUUGAGAUCAUAUCUUACACGACACAUGAGAGUUCAUUCUCGAGAAAAAUCAUUUCAGUGUUCUGAAUGUCUAAAAAAAUUUACACUGAGAGCAUCCCUAAUAGACCACAUGAGAGUUCAUACACAAGAAAAACCACAUCAGUGUUCUGAAUGCUUAAAAGACUUUUCGCUGAGAUCAAAUCUAAUGCGACACAUGAGAGUUCAUUCACAAGAAAAACCAUAUCAGUGUUCUGAAUGUCUAAAAGGCUUUCCACUGAGAUCAUAUCUAUUACUACACAUGAGAGUUCAUACACAAGAAAAACCAUAUCAGUGUUCUGAAUGCUUAAAAGACUUUUCGCUGAGAUCAUAUCUAACACAACACAUGAGAGUUCAUUCACAAGAAAAACCAUAUCAGUGUUCUGAAUGCUUAAAAGACUUUUCACGGAGAUCACAUCUAACUCGACAUAUGAGACUUCACUUAUAGGAAAAAAGCAUAAAAGUGCUCACAAUGUGUAAAAGAUUUUUCUCAAAAAUCAAAUCUACUACUAAUGAGGCCUGGUCACAGACCAGGCCGCAGGGGCGUUGACCCCCGGAACUCUCUCCAGGUAAACUACAAUACAUUAGAGUAUAAAUCAUCCGGUCCUGAUGAGCUUUUUUCUAGGGUUCUUAAGGAAUGCAAAAUGGAACUCUGUGAACCUUUAACUAAUAUUUUUAAUUUAUCUCUUCAAACAGGUGCAGUGUCUGAUAUGUGGAAGAUGGCUAAUGUAAUUCCUAUUUUUAAAACAGUGGACAAGUCGUUACCAUCAAAUUACCGCCCAAUAAGCCUAACCUCAAUGGUAGGCAAAUUACUAGAGUUAGUUAUAGCUGAUAAUAUGAGAAGCCAUCUCAUUAGGCAUAAUUUAAUUAAUGAUACUUAACAUGGAUUCACCAGGGGCUGUUCCUGCCUAACAAAUUUAUUAAGUAAGGCUUUUGAGGCCAUUGAUCAUGAUAAAGAAUUCGAUGUUGUUUAUUUAGAUUUUAGUAAGGUUUUUGAUAGAGUAUGACAUCAGAGACUAUUAAAAUGGCUGCUCAUGGCAUUGAGGGAAAAUUGCUCUCAUUGAUCGAAUCAUGGCUCACCAAUAGGAAGCACUACCACCAUAAAUGGGGUUAAAUCUGAGUGGGGAUCUGUAACAAGUGGCAUUCCGCAGAGAUCGGUUUUAGGCCCAUUGUUGUUUAUAAUAUAUAUAAAUGACCUUGACGAGGGAAUUACUAGUGAUACAAGUAAAUUCACUGAUGACGUGAAGAUAGGUAGAAUAAUCAAUUCAGACGCUGACGUCUUGAAACUUCAGGAGGAUUUAGACAAACUCAAUUCAUGGUCAGAAAAGUGGAAGAUGCAUUUCAAUGUAGGUAAAUGUAAAGAUCUAAAGCUCUGAAAUAUUCAUAGCCCUAGCACCUACCAGCUUAAUAAUGUUGAACUUAGCUGUACAAAAUGCAGAAAGGAUUUGGGGGGUUAGGGCAAACAGCAUCCUUAAAGCAAGACAGCAGUGCCUAAGCAUAUAUAAUAAGGCAAAUACAUUACUGGGAUUUAUAUCAAGAAGUGUAAGCAACAGAAGUCCAGUGGUUAUACUACAGCUUUAUACAUCAUUAGUAAGGCCUCACCUAGAUUAUGCAGCUCGGUUCUGGUCUCCACUUACAUAAUGGAUAUAAAUUCGUUAGAAAACAUUCAUUGACGAAUGACAAAAUUAAUUCAUUGCAUUAGAAAUCUUCCGUAUGAAGAAAGAUUGAAGACCCUUAAAUUACAUUCACUUGUAAGAUGAAAAAUGAGGGAGACAUGAUCGAAGUGUGUAAGUGGAAGAUGAGCAUUAAUAAAGGGGAUAUAAAUAAGGUCAUGAGGAUCUCUCUCCAAGAGAGAACCUGCAAUAAUGGAUUCAAAUUAGACAAGUUUGGAUUUAGAAAGGAUAUAGGAAAGUAUCAGAUUAGAGGGAGAGAGUAUGGAGGAGGUGAAUGUAUUCAGAUAUUUAGGAGUGGACGUGUUAGCAGAUGAGUCUAUGAAGGAUGAGGUGAAUCAUAGAAUUCAUGAGUGGGGAAAAGAUGAGUGGUGCACUUAGUAGUCUACGGAGACGAAGAACUUUGUCCAUGGAAGCAAAGAGGGGAAUGUAUGAGAGUAUAGUUAUACCAACACUUUUAUAUGGUGUGAAGCAUGGGUGAUGAAUGUUGCAACGAGAAGAAGGCUGGAGGCACUGGAGAUGUCAUGUCUGAAGGCAAUGUGUGGUGUGAGUAUAAUGCAGAGAAUUCAUAGUUUGGAAAUUAGGAGGAGGUGUGGGAUUACCAAAACUAUUAUUCAGAGGGCCGAGGAGGGGUUGUUGAGGUGGUUCAGACAUGUAGAGAGAAUGGAACAAAUCAGAUUGACUUCAAGAGUGUAUAAAUCUGUAGUGGAGGGAAGGCGGGGUAGGGGUCAGCCUAGGAAAGGUUGGAGGGAGGAGGUAAAGGUUUUAUGUGCUAGGGGCUUGGACUUACAGCAUGUGUGAGCGUAUUUGAUAGGUGUGAAUGGAGACAAAUGGUUUUUAAUACUUGAUGUGCUGUUGGAGCAUGAGCAAAGUAACAUUUUUGAAGGGAUUCAGGGAAACCAGCUGGCCGGACUUGAGUCCUGGAGAUGGAAGUACAGUGUGUGCACUCUAAAGGAGGGGUAUUAAUGUUGCAGUUUUAUAAACUGUAGCCCUCUUCAUGGGGGGCUCCUUGGCAUGGUGAAGAGGCUCUUGGUCUGAGGAAUUAGACCUGUUGGUCUCCUUCCUUAGACUGAACCUAAUUACCCCCCAAUCCCCCUUUCCCUAUCCCAUCCUCCCCAUCCUCCCUUUUUUUUUUUUCUUUCCUCCUCCUCCUUCCCACCCCUUCCUUUUGCCCUUCCUCUUUUUGACCUUUGGGAUUUUUCCCACAGGCGCGCUAGUUCCUAGGGAGGGGAAAGGGUACCGGGGUCGAUCCCAUUCCAUUGAGGUUCUUGGCGGUGGCGUAGUUUGCUGUGGAAUCUGGAUCGCCUGAGGAUGUCCCAAUCCCUCUCCGGUAUCCCGGAGGGUGGCUUUGGGUGUCUUUCAGGCGACGGGUGUAUCUCUGGAAGCCACCUUUUGGAUUCCGGGGGUGGUGGCCGAAGGAGGUAUACUUUGUGGCGGAUAUCCGGCAGCCCUCUCUUUUGUCCACCGAGGUAGCGCGGCAGAUGUGAGGUUGCUAUCCCGGAUUGCUGGUUUACUGGCAUGAAGGGUAGGGUAUGGCAUGGGUUCCAUGCUGCAUCUGCGCUACUUGCGGUGCUGAGGUCCUCUUGGGCGCAGAAGGAGAUUUCUGGCCGUUUCAUUUCUCCUAGGAACUAUCCCUCCCUGGUCCCCCCUUUUUUUAUUCUUUUUUUUUUAUUUUUAUUUUCUUUUCUUCUUUCCUUUUUUAAAAAAAAAAACAAAAAGAAAGAAGUAACCUAACUAUGGAGUACCCGAUGCAUGACCCAGCUACCCCCGGGCUCCUUAUUGUUACCGCACCCCGUUUUGACCUCGUCUCAUCUUUUGGCCACUCUUUGGACACUCCUAAGGCCCUUGUACCUCUUGCUGGUGCUGUUUCGUCACCCGCUUCAGGUGCUGGGGUUUCGACUGACUCCUUUGAUUUGUCUGACCUCCGCUCUCCUUUGACUAUGCUUCCAGCUUCUCCCUCUACGGUGCGGCGAUUUUUGAAUCGCCAGCCCAUCCCAUGUCGGACCGACUCUGGUCCCCCUUCUAAAUGCCAACGACAAUCUCCUGAUGAUGUUACUUCGUUACCUUCCCAUUCUACUCAGAAAAGACCGACACAUCAUGCGCUCCCUCUCCACACUCAGUUUAGGACCACACAAUGGACUAAAUUCUUUACUUUAAGACCGACUUCUUCUACUGCCUAUCUUUCCGACCAUAUCUCUACCAAAAUAUCUCUACUAACGCCACGUUGGUAGAGAUAUUUCCUUUCAUGAUCUUAAGAGUGGUACGCGCAUCAUCACAGUCCAGAAUUCUACCCAAGCUCAUGAUUUUUCUCUUUCACAUAUCGAUACUUUUCUUAUCACUAUCGAAAAACAUCAUUCCCUUAAUUCUAGUAGUGGUACUGUUAUUCUGCCCCAUACCAUAGUCCAACAGAAUUUCCAGACAUGUGGCAAUGACAUUCUCGAACAGCUGGAACUCCAAGAUCUCCCAAUUCUCAAGGUAGACACUUAUGUUCUUCCUGCCCGUGAGCGAAGACGUUACCCUUGCAAUGUGGCUCGUUUAACUUUUGACAGCCGUGAACUCCCAUUCUCUGUUUAUGUAGCAGGACAUCGGUUACAAGUUCGGAAGGUGAUCCCUAUGCCGCAACAGUGUAGGAAUUGCUGGCGAUUUGGCUACCCAGCAAAAUAUUGCAGAUCUAUAGCCGAAUGCCCAGUCUGUGGUGCCGAUGACCAUUCUAAUACGUCUUACAGUCGACCUCCCUCUUGCCUUAAUUGUCAUGAGGCUCACCCUUCGUACUCUCGCCAUUGCCAGGUCUACUUAAAUGAGCGGGAAAUUCGUUGCCUCAAAGAGGCAGAAGGUCUCCCUUAUGCUAUGGCAGUUUCUCAUCUCCGCCUCCAAGGGAGACUACCCCGUGUUUCUUAUUCUCGUGUUUCAAAACGUCCCCCUACUUCUGCGGUCCCAUCUUCUGCAGCCUCCUCUGCGGUUGCCAGUCCCAUAGUCACUCCUGUAUCUAAUUCUUUUGCUCUCCUGGGCUCAGAUGUCUCUACUUCAACACCUCAGUCUGUCCUCACUUCUUCAUGUUCUCCCUCACAAACCUCGGUAUCGACAAGACCUCGUACUACACCUCCUCCCAGUCAUCCCUCUACUUCUCAGAGGUCCAACAAAUCUCCUUUAACCCCUCCUUCCCUUCAUCCACCUCCACAUUUUACCUUCUCGGUCUCUGUACCUGGGUCUUCCCCUUUCACUGGCUCCAUUACAAGUUUUGAGGUUCAUCCUCCUAUGCGUACUGUGCCUUCCUCCCCUGUCCCCUUUGCCACCGCAUGUGGACUUUUCUAACCCCUUUAGUCUGCAGGUACCCUUAGCUGCGGACUUCAGGUAUCUUUAUCGUUGCCAAUCAUGGCCUAUUUACAGUGGAAUAUACACGGCCUCAGGGGUAAUUGGGGUGAGGUUCAGAUGUUGCUCUCCCAGUUUUACCCUGUUGGUGUUUGCUUAGAGGAACCAAAAUUACACUCUGCUGUUGUCUAUCCCAUCUCAGGCUAUAAUUUAUUGUAUUCUUCAGAUCCUUUUCCUGAUGGGACCUUUAAUGAAAGUGCCCUUCUUCUACGCACUGAUAUUCCGUACCAUCAGCUAUUUGUUCGUACUUCGCUGCAUUACACAGCAGCCUGUAUCCACUUGCAUAGGUGGUAUACACUCUGUUCUUUGUAUCACUCUCCUUCUCGGGCAUUAUCUAUCCCGGAUAUUGCCUUUUUAGUUUCGUCAUUACCGCCACCACUUCUGUUACUUGGCGAUUUUAAAUCCAUCAUUUCCUCUGGUGGGGGUCUCACUGUGAUUCCCGUGGCAUUCAGUUAGAGGCUUUUCUUGCUACCCACCCCCUCCAUGUUUUAACCCUUAAAUGGUCCAAACAGAUUGAUGUUCAGAUUCAUAGUGCUACAAAAGUAGAUCUACUUUUUUUUUUACAUAUUUUCAAAUAUAACAAAAAAAUAAUGUAGAUAAAAGUUUUUUUUACAGGUUUUUAAAUGUAAAACAAAAAAGAAGAUCUACAUUUUUUUACAUACUUUCAGAUGUUGAAAAAACGUAUAUAUACAUUUGGACCAUUUAAGGGUUAAAUACAGGUACUCGCACCCAUUUUGAUCCUCGGACUCAUACUCUCUCUUGCAUCGAUCUCUCAGUCUGCUCUUCCUCCGCUGCAUUAGACUUCACCUGGUCUGUUCUCCCCGAUUUACAUGACAGCGAUCAUUUCCCAAUCAUUCUUACUUACCCUUCAUAUUCACCACCUCGUAACCCAUGCUGGCAAUUUGAUCAGGCAAAUUGGAACCUUUACUCACAACUGUUUUUAGUGAGGUUCCUUCUUCGUCCUCCAUUGAUGAGCUUUUACACCUCUUCUCGUCCUCCGUUUUAACUGCAGCUUCUCAUUCUGUACCCCAAACCUCGGGCAGGCAUUCUCAGAAAUGCGUGCCUUGGUGGUCUCCUGCUUGUGCUCGUGCAGUACAUUUGAAACGUGCUGCGUGGGGCAGGUACCGGUACAGUAGAACCACAGAGAGACUUCUUGAUUUUAAGCAGAAGCGUGAUUGCUCGCCGUGUCAUCUGUGACACUAAACGCACUUGCUGGCGAGACUAUGUCUCCACCAUCACCUCUGCUUCCUCUAUGAGUGCAGUCUGGAAAAAAGUACAAAAACUGAGUGGCAAAUAUUCUCCUGACCCAGUUCUUGUUCUGCGGGUUGCCGGUGUUGAUACAGCAAACCCACUAGAUGUUGCCAAUGAAAUUGGCAAUCAUCUGGUCCGUAUUUCUCAGGGGCUCCAUCUAUGCCCCUCGUUUCUUUCCUCAAAGUCUGCCAGAGAAUUAGCACCCUUGGACUUUUCUUCUCUCAGAGAAGAACAGUAUAAUGUGCCUUUUACACUUCAGGAACUGGAGGCAACACUCUCAGUUUGCCGAUCAUCGGUAGCUGGGCCCGACGACAUUCAUAUUUGUAUGCUGCAAUGUUUACAUCAGCCAGCCUUUGCAGUCCUAUUACACCUUUUCAAUCUUAUUUGGUCACAAGGAGUUCUUCCACAGCUGUGGUAAUCUGCCAUUGUUCUCCCUUUCUGCAAACCGGGUACUACUGGACAUGAAACCUCCCACUAUCAUCCCAUUGCUCUUACCGGUGCAGUUUGGCAAAGUGAUGGAACGCCUGGUAAAUAGACGUUUAGUGUGGUAUUUAAAGACACACAACAGUCUCUCCACUCGUCAGUAUGGCUUUCGUAAGGGCCGUUCUACCAUAGACCCCUUACUAUGCUUGGAUACGUAUGUUCGUAAUGCUUUUGCGAAUAACCUCUCAGUUAUUGCCAUAUUUUUUGACCUUGAGAAGGCAUAUGACAGAACAUGGAGGUAUAAUAUUUUGGCCCAAGCCCACUCCUUAGGCCUCCAAGGCAAUCUACCAUCCUUCCUUAAGAACUUUUUAACUGGCAGACAUUUCCGUGUUCGGGUUAAUAAUGUGCUCUCCCCGGACUUUAUCCAAGCUGAAGGUGUCCCCCAGGGACACCUUCAACACUUUUUCUCCUUGCUAUAAAUGAUUUGGCCUCUAGUCUUCCAUCCAGUAUUUGGUCAUCACUCUGUGUAGAUGACUUUGCUAUUGCCUGUGCAGGCGAUGACUGUCACCUCAUUACAGUUUCUCUCCAGCAUGUGGUUGACUGUGUUUCCAAUUGGGCCACCACACAUGGGUUUAAAUUUUUCAGUACCAAAACUCACCAAAUUACUUUCACUAGACGCUCUGUCAUCUCCGAUCAUCCUUUGUACCUCUGUGGCUCCCGUAUCCCUGAACGUGAUACAGUCAGGUUUCUAGGCCUCCUCUUUGACCGUAGGUUAUCCUGGAAACCUCCCAUUACCUCUCUGAAGGCAAUUUGUCACAGCCGGCUGAACCUUCUUGAAACCCUUGCUCAUCUUUCAUGGGGAGCUGAUCGUCGAACUCUCCUUCGCCUACAUUCCACCCUCAUUUUAUCGAAACUUGAUUAUGGUGACCAGAUCUAUUCAGCUGCCUCUCCUUCUACCCUCUCUAGCCUUAACCCCAUUCAUCAUCAAGGCUAACGUUUAUGCCUUGGUGCUUUUCGCUCUUCCCCUGUUGAGAGCCUCUAUGCAGAAACGAACGUUUCAUCCUUAUCCGAGCGCCGUGAUGCCCAUUGCCUUAGCUACUAUGUACGCUCUCAUGAUCUUUGCAAUCCUUCCAUUUAUAGAAUGGUCACCAAUAUUAGUAGACCUUCUUUAUUUGUUCACCACCCCUGUUUGCUCCGUCCCUUCUCUCUUCGCCUACAUUCGCUCUUGUCUUCUCUUCAAUUACCACCUUUCUAUGUUCAUGUAGCAUCUCACUUUUCCCUACCCCUCUGGGAAGUUCCAGCUGUUCGAGUCUGUUCCUUCUCACUCCCUUGCUCGAAAGCCCAAUUGUCUAUGGUAGCUUCCCGCUCUCUUUUUCUUGACCACUUCCACUCUCAUUCUCAUGCCAUUGCAGUGUACACAGAUGGCUCUAAGUCUUCUGACGGCAUAGGAUUCGCAGCAGUGUUUCCGAUCAGCUUCAUACGAGGGCAUUUACUAUCUUUUGCAGCACUUAUCCGUAUUGCAUCUAUGCCUGUGUCAUCAUUUGUGGUUGUCUCAGACUCCCUUAGUGCUUUACAGGCUAUACAGAAAUUUGAUACACCUCACCCCUUAGUCCUCCGUAUCCAACUUUGGCUACGCUGCAUCUUUACCAAGCAUAAAGAUAUUGUUUUUUGUUGGGUCCCUGGUCAUGUUGACGUACAGGGCAAUGAACAGGCAGACACUGCUGCGCGGUCAGCAGUACAUGACCUACUAGUUUCAUAUAGAGGUGUUCCAUUUAAGGACUAUUUUGCUGCAAUAGCUACCCACCUUCACACCCGUUGGCAACAAUGUUGGUCUACUCUGCUCAGUAACAAACUUCAAUCUAUUAAACCGAGUAUAGGUUACUGGCCGUCUUCUUGUCACCAGUGUCGAGGUUGGGAGACUACUCUCUCCCAUUUUUGCAUUGGCCAUACUCGUCUUACUCAUGGAUAUCUCAUGGAGAUGCGCCCUGCUCCUUUCUGUAAGAAUUGUCAGGUUCCAUUAUCAGUCAGCCACAUUCUAUUGGACUGCCCACUUUAUCAGCGAGCACGCAGAAUAUACCUCCAACGUCGUCUUCGCUCCGCUGCUCUCUCUUUACCUUCCCUUCUCGCUGAUGGACCCACCUUUCUUCCAGACUCUCUCAUUGACUUUUUGACAACAACUGACUUACUUCACAAACUCUGAUGAUACCUUCAGCCCUUUCUACCUCAAUCUCUUGCUGCCCUCUACCCCUGCACUAUCCCCUGCCCCUCUGUUUUCUGUAACCUACUGAUCAUCCCUCCCCCCUUCUGUCAUCCAAUACCCUCGCUUCCUUCCCUACCCUGCAGCGCUGUAUAGCCCUUGUGGCUUAGCGCUUCUUUUUUAUUAUAAUAAUAAUAAUAAUAAUAAUAAUGAUAAUAAACUGUAGUGUAAAGCACCCCUCUGGCAAGACAGUGAUGGAGUGAAUGAUGAAAGUUUUUCUUUUUCUGGUCACCCUGCCUUGGUGGGAAUUUGCCGAUGUAUUAAUAAAAUAAAUAGGAAAGUAUUGGUUCAGAUAUAGGGUAGGUGAUGUGUGGAACAGUCUGCCUAGUAGGGUUAUUGAGGCAAAAACCUUCAGUAGUUUCAAAUUUAGGUUGGAUAAAAACAUGAGUGAGAGGGGUUGGAUUUGAAUGGGACUUGCACGUGAGUUAAUAGAAUUAUCAAAGCUUAUUGCUUGGGUAGAAUUGAAAAUUGGGUUGGGCAAAUAUUCUGUUAGUGGGAUGUAUUGUGAAGGACCUUUCUAGUAUGGGGCAACAGGUGUGCUGUAGUGUUCCUCCUUUCUUAUGUUCUUAAUUCCUUUUAAGGAGGGUUGCCUUGACGCUAGUAAUGGGCUCGUAAUCCAAGGAAUUAGAGUUACCUCUCACCUUCCUUGGAUAUGAUAUAAUUACCCUCCUCCCCUCUUCCUAUAAAUAUAAUGAUAAUCAUGAGGGAAACUAUGAGUUCCUAUGAGUUGUUACUUUUUUUUUUUUUUUUUUUUUUUUGAUCAGAGGAGAAUGACUCCCAUUUCCUAGACUCUUCAUGAUGCUUACAGGUUUAGUGUUUCCCUUCAAUAAAAUAAAUCUGGAUUCUUGGCUUAAUGUUUGAUCGGACAAGCUGCUGUUGUUUUCACCUGGAAACUAAUAUAUUAUCCACAAAUCAUUUUAUGUAGGUUUUCAGCAACUUAAGUUUCCUUUUGUAAACAAUAGUAUUGACAGAUUAUUUUACAAACUCAAGUGAUGAUGUACUUGGUGUGUUUUAAGCCUAGAAAGUUGACUGUUUCCACCAGCACUUUUCUGUUGUAGCAGUAACUAUAUAAGUUUGUUCUUGUAGAAUAUGUUAUUGUCAAUUUCUUUAUGUUAAGUUGAUGUACUUGGAUUACUUAAUACUUAAAAAGUUGGCAUUUUGAACCCAUACAUUUCAGCAGUGGAAUUGCACUUCAUCUAACUUAACUACAUUUUUGUAUGUAUUUAUAAAAAUGUAGAAUUAUGUCUUAAAAAUUGUUGUGUAAAUUAGAGCGUUUCAUUUUUUAACUGACCUUUAUAGCAUAUAUAUUGCUAUUUUAACACAGCCAUCUCCUACCAAGGUAGGGUGAUCCAAAAAAGAAGAAAUUCUUUCGCCAUCACUUGUUCCAUCUGUUGAGAAGGGUUCGUGGAGAUUUGAUGGUUGGUGUAAAACACACUUGUUGGAACUGAGGACGAGGAUGAGCACGCAGCGCUCACAACAGCAUCACGUGACGUCAAACAUGCUAGUCACCGAGCCUAGCAAGGGGUCAUGUAUGUAAACAUAUGGAUGGUACUAACUAUGAUACUCAGAUAACAUAUACAUAUAUGGGAUCAGCAACUAUGCUGACAGCUCGGUCAUGUUACAUAUGUCGUCUCGACAUACGUAUGCUAUGGGCUGAACAGGCAGGUGGGUCUGGGCUGAUUCUAUACAAUGGCAAGGACAUAUGUAACUUAGAACUAAUGGUUGGUAUCGUAAUGGAUGUUAACGUAAUGGGUGUUAACAUAAUGCAUUAUGAAUUAUAAGGACAAAUCAUGGUAUAAUAAGGGAUGGAGUUGAUCGAUCAAUCUGUAUUCAUGCACUCUACGGAUUCUGAGGAAGAAUAAAUAUAUAUUUUCAAAGGUGAAAGUAAUUAACAGCAAAGGCAGAUCUGGCGUGCACAGAUCAUUACUGCUAAAUUCUCAGAAUUCGGAGGGAAUGUGAACACAAAAAUUUUUUUCUCAAAAACUGAUCAGCUAGUAACAAAACACACAGUUGACAACUUCAUUCAUCUUGAACAUCUAAUUAUACAGACUAUGUACAUUUAAACUCAACUCUGCAAGGGUAAGAUUUACAUAUGCAGAAUGGUUAUCCUCUUUGGGAGGAUCAAAUUCUUCUGCAAUGGCUAACACAUGCCUUGGCUGAGGGCGAUAUGAACAAGUAUCUACAAAAGAUGCAGCUACAUUCACUAGUGACUGGAAUUACUAACUGGUAUACUCUUCUGCUUGGAGUACCCAACUCGGCUGUUCGAUACAGUAAUUCUUGGCUCAUUACAAAGUCACUAAUGGUUGCUGGUGACUAGACAGUCAGAAUAAGAUCUUCCUGGAGCAGGAAUCGAAUCACACAAGACCACAUGGGAUCGGUUCUUUCUUACUGGAGGAAUGAACAAACUCGGUGGAGUGGAUGACUCUCCCCGGUAGAAAAAGUAACGCUACAACACGCAGUAUGAGCAAGGGAGAACGGAUCUACUAUCUCUCACUGCAAGCACAGGGGAAAAGAAAUGAACACGGUUGCACACAGUGACAUGAGGUAUCAACUAUAAAGAGACUGCACUUACACUGUCUGGAACAUAAGGAACAGCAACAACACUCAAGUGAGUACACUAGCCACAAAAACGUCUUUCUGCAACGGCUUGCGACAUCAGCAAGAGAUGACAUAACUCAUUAUAAGUAAUGUUCUUCACAAAGCAUCCCCUGGAAGGAAUGACUACUUGAACAAGUCGCCAUCGCAUGGAUAGUAGUCUCAGCACCCAGGGUCAUCUGAGAUUCCUCUGAAACCCAAGGUAACUGUACACCAUCCUGUGUGUAUGAGACGGAAAAAAAAAAAUAGAAAAGCUAGAUACAGCGAUUGAUAAACAAGGGUUGAGGUCGACCGUUCAUCAUUGUAGGAGUUGCCAGCAGUCACCGGUUUCUUCAACACGCAAGUUAUACUUUUGUAUCAAUCAAAUCACAUAUUACUCGGGUAGAUAAUUUCCAGUAGAUCCUUCAUGUGUUAGCUCAAAUCACCGACCAGUAUGUUUUAAAUAAGUGACCCACUGAUCACAUCAGAUCGACUGGUCCGAACCCUUGACUGGUCCGAACCCUUGACUGGUCCGAACCCUUGACUGGUUUCAAACGGUUUCGUUGGACAAUAAAGCAGACUGUAACCGGAUGGGGUUGUAGGCGCCCUUAUAAACACAAACAUUAAAUAUAAAUCAGGAACGUGCACGGUAAGCUGUCCAAUAUACAAAAACAGUUAGAAACAGAAAUACAAAUAGCUAGAGCUUCAUUUAAGGAGGUUAUUAAUAGAAUAUUCAAGAGGUUGCUAGUAGAAUUGCAGUAAAUCAACCAUUCAAAUCAUUAUGAAGCUGUGUGUAGUCUGUGGUCAGUCAAACAAACGGGCUUCCACAUGGGUAAAUUGUCAUUUUCGUGGAAAUUGGUGUCACGCCCCUUGUGCAGAUAUCCAAGAACUAGCUACAAGCAGUGUUAAAACAGGGAAGUGUUUUUGGGUAUGCCCAAAUGAGAUAAAUCUGUGGACUAAAAUCACAAGGGUAUUAAAAGAGGACAACAUCAAAGCUGCUUUCAUAGAAAACCUGGAAGCUUUCUACAACAGAUGGGAACAUAAAAAGUCUUGGCUGAAUGGUACUGCCCUUGAUACUGGCCAUGUAGUCAGAAACUGUAAGGCUGGAGAUGAAGUCCUGGUAGUCAGUAAAUGUGGGGCUGAUAGUGCUGUCCUGGGAGACAGUAAUGGUGAAGCUGGAGGUGCUGUCCUGGGAGACAGUAAUGGUGAAGCUGGAGGUGCUGUCCUGGGAGACAGUAAUGGUGAAGCUGGAGAUGCUGUCCUGGGAGACAGAAAUGGUGAAGCUGGAGAUUUUGUCCAGGUAGUCAGGAAUUAUACGCAGGAAGGAAUACAUAUAAAUGACCUCAUAGGGGACAGGAGCCAUAGUAGGGAAACAAGUGUAGUCAAAGAUAAGAUAAAACCAAUAUUGCAAACUAGAAAUACCGCAGGAAAUAGCAAACAAGAGGACUCCACUAGCAAUAGUGAGGAUAUAUUACCAAAAACAACUGGUGGGAGCUCCAUUGUUGGUGCUAGGGAGGAUAGAAGUAAGACAGGGAAACAUGCACCAACAGGGAAUACAGUCACAGAAACCCCAAGGCAAACGGAAACCAAGCCUGUGCACAUACUAUGCACUUGGUAUCUGCUGGCAUGGGAAAUCUGGAAAAACAGAUGGGACGUGCAGCUAUGACCACCCUAGAAAAUGCCAUGCCCAUAUGACAACAGGAAAAUGCAAACUCCCUUCCUGUAAGCUUUUUCACCCUGAACUGUGUACCUCUUCAGUACAGGAAAGACUGUGCUAUAACUUAAAUUGCCAGGCAUACCAUCUAAAGGGGACAAAAAGAUACAAAACAUCCAGGCCAUGGGAAAACCUGGGUAGCCACAGCCACUCAAGAGGGAGAGGUUUUUUAGUGCCAGGAAGGAAAAAAAACUGGCGGGAAAUGGCAGAAAUCGUACACCAAAUCCAGUCAUUCCUGGAGCAGAACCACAGUCGAUUGCCUCCACUCCAAACCAACAGAUACAGAUAC